This is a messenger RNA of Artibeus jamaicensis (Jamaican fruit-eating bat), 7370 nucleotides long. It is a transcript of the gene HOXB6, whose product is annotated as homeobox B6. Lineage: Eukaryota; Metazoa; Chordata; Mammalia; Chiroptera; Phyllostomidae. Gene Ontology annotation, molecular function: DNA-binding transcription factor activity, RNA polymerase II-specific; RNA polymerase II cis-regulatory region sequence-specific DNA binding. The transcript is spliced from 3 exons. Gene Ontology annotation, cellular component: nucleus. The record is from RefSeq and is a predicted model, not a curated record. Bases 5865 to 6539 code for a protein of 224 amino acids. Gene Ontology annotation, biological process: anterior/posterior pattern specification; regulation of transcription by RNA polymerase II.
UGAAGCAGAAACCGAACGCUCUUUUUUCCCCCCCUCCUUCCUCCCCACCCCUUUCAAUCGGAGGAAAGAAACCUCGAGGUCUGCAAAGGUAUCGGCAGUUUCCCGGCAGCAUUGGCAUAAGGGGCGGUGGCCUGGGGGACGUCUUGGUCUCUGGAGGGCCUGGAAUCUCCAAAGAGGCCAGCGAGGGCUAGGAGGCGGCUAGAGAGAGACAGAAAGAACAAUUUACAGAGAAAUGCUCGUUUACCUCCCCGCGGAGACAUUUCUGAAAUUAAAGGGCUGUGAGUGGAGGCACCCAAAUCGAGGGACACCCCCAGGAAGCCUGCCCGACAAUGCCCAGGUCUCUCGCCACUCCCACAGGACGGAGCCUCGCUCUGCAGGGAGACAGUUUUGUGGUUUUUAAUGCGGUAGGUCACAGUGUGUUGCUUUCUGUGCAAUAUUGAUUCUACCACAGUACUUGUGUUUUAUUGGUGUGUGUGGGGGGUGGGUUUCCGUGGAGGAGAAAAUUGCCAUGUGUGUGUCUGAUGGUCGAACAUUUCGAACUUUCCUGGAUCCAAACCUGAUGAUUGUGAAGAAGCUGUUUAGUGUGUUGUUGUUGUUGUUUUAGGCUUGUAAACAAAUACAAAAAAAAGAGAGAGAGAAGAAAAUGAAAAGAAAACCCAAUCAGGGGACCUAAUGGUGUCAGGACUAGCAAGCUGCCUGGCGCUGAGCUUGGAAAACUAGCCCUGUACACUCUCCGGCGCCUGAUUUCGUUCCCCAGGCGGGCCUCCUUGGGGUGGGGGUGGGGCGGGGAACGUCUGGGCCAGAGACGCAGAUUCCUAAAGUAGCUGGUGGGCUGGAAGAAGGCGCAGCCUCUAGGUGGGGACUUAAAAAUAGAGUGAGAGGGCUUCUGAGGAAGCUGCAAACCAUGAGAUCAGCGACUUCGGGCGCGGAGGGUAGGAGAGACUGAUUUAGUUCGGUUCGCACAACUAGGUGAUUGCUUUUCUCUUCUUAAAAAGACCAGACCCGGAGCGUUUAGCCUCAGGCCUCUGGUUGCCCAGGGACUGCAGGGUCUGGGGGCCGUGUAAGGGGAUAUUGGCCCUCUCAAUUCUGAGCUGGGAAGAGAAGGACUCGGCCACUUGUGGCGCGGGAGGGGGCCCGUAGAGGCCCAAGUAGGCGCCCUCCCAGCAGGCCGGGACCGGGUGCCUGGAGGGACCCCUCGCUGCGCGUAGCCAGAGAAGUUCUCGGUCAGCACCCAGGGCAGUUGGAGCUCAAUCUCAAAGGGAAAAUUCCCCAAACCCACCCAGACUAAAGGUCUUUUUCUCCUGUAGCCUCGGCAGGGUAUAAAUCAUCCCUUAGACAGUUUGCUGUGACCCAAAUUAUGCGGUUUGCUGCCAUCUACCGUCCGUUUGGAGUCAUGCGGUUUCGGCGCCGCGAGCCAGGCGACGCCGCCUGGAUGGUGCCCGACGCCUGGAGCCCGGGGACGCUCCGGUUUGGCGGGAUGCGUGGGACUUCGGGCCCAGAGGGUCGCUUUCCGCUGAACCUCGGCCCCCGCGCGCCCGUGCGUGGAUUAGAGAACAAGUGUCCCCUCCUGCUCGCCCGCUCCGUCCUGGCUCCCAAGCGGGCGGCCGGCUGGGACGGCGGCUUUUCCCGGGGCGGGUUCGGAGCGGACUAGUGACUGCAUCCCGCGGGCAGGGGGCCCCGGACGGGCGAGCCCGGGCCCCGCACCGCGAGCGCGAGAGGGGACCGCCCGGGCCGCUCGGGAGAUCCGAGGCCGGGGCGGUUUGAGGUUUAUUUGGUUUUCUUUUCGGCCAAGGGAGGGGCGGGUCGCGGAGGCGCCGGCCGGCCCGGCCGUUCAGCCCGGUUGUCAAAAGACAACCGAAUCGGUGAUCUCCCGGUUCGCCGGCGGUCCCGCCGGGGCCUCGGCGGGAGGGCCCGUGGCGACGGCACCGGGCCGAUUUCCUGGAAGCUGUCGGUGUCUGAGGGUGGCCGUGGGCUCUCCCUUGUUCUCGAUCGUUUCGGGCGAAAUGGACACGUUUGCUUCGGGGGAAAAACCGGGAGUGGGAGCGAAGGGCGCUCACCGAGGAGUCGAACCGCUGCGGUUUCCGUCCCGGCCGCACCCCUCGCACCCGCGCCGCCGGGCCGCCUUCCCAGGGGGGGUGGCGAGGGCGGGGGUCCGCGCCUCCGCCGCCGCCGCGUUUGAAUAUUGGCCCCGGUCUCACGGGUUACUGAUUAGCUCGGGCUUUCAAGCCGCUGGAGGAAGCUCUGGCCAUUCCUUUCAAGGUGCCGUGGCCCCGGCUCCUGGGCGGGGGCUCCAGGAAAUUGCCUACGGUGCCAGGCAGGCCGAGGUGUUACUGGGGUCUGGCCUGGAGCUGGAAGGGCUGCGGAGGUCGUGCGGCCCCGCGGAGCUGAGGGCAAACACCAGGGCCUCCGCCCCCCCCCCCCCCCCCCCCGACCCGCGCGCCUUUGGCGCCUCAGGACUCUGAGCCCGGGCCGCAGGGACAAGCCUUUCAGCUGCUCCGCAGCGAGAGUGACUUUCCUGCGGUUAGAAGGCCGGGCCUGCGCCGAAGGCCCCGAGGGAGCGCGUCCCGAAAGUAUUGGGCCCCUCGAGGGUUUUUCUUGCGGGCAAUCCAAAGGACAGGCAGGGAGGAGAAGGCGGUUAGUACCGAGGGUUAAAACACUUCAGGGCUCUUAGGGUGCUGGCGGCCCUGGGGGGAGGGAACUGGGGCAGCCAGCUGAGUGCCCAGGCCUUCCCCACCUCCAGGUCCGAGACCACCGAGCUCGGGACCGGCCCAUUUUAAGGCCCUGUCCCGUGUAAGCAGCUCCCAAAGAUUCGGGGCCACCACAUGACUCCCUCUGGGAACAUUUAUGUUUCCCAAACCUAGAGAAUCAGAACUGGGUAGAGACAUCUUCAUUUGCCACACCCCAGCCAGAGUGGGAAGUGGGGCGGGGGAAGGCACCCACAAUCCAAAGGGCUGGGGUGGGUGGGGGGAGCUUCGUAGCGGAGAGGAAAGAGGAAGCCUGGACAAUGUCUCAGCCUCCCCUCCCCUCUGCACGCACACAGGCGCACAGCUCUCCCGGAGGUGGGUGGCGGAGGAAAAUUCCCCUCCUACCUGAGCACAACUGAGACAUUUCCCCAGGAGCUGGAACGUGUGUCCGUCCACGGGGCUGCAGAUUCCCAGCACAGAAAACUACAAUUACAAAUCCUGCCUGUUGGGUUUCUGUACAAUCCUUGUGUUGUGCACUCAAGACUCGGUCCACGUUGCUAUCCACCUCUCCAUACACGUGCUUCCGCGUGGAGGCAGGGAGGGGCACCCUAGAGGGGAGACGGCUGUGCCUGCUGUGUAUUUACAUAUUCCCCCUUGGAGACAGACAGACAGACGCGGCAGUGGACGGAACCACAGACAGAUUCGUAGAGAUCUGGCUCCAGAAACCAGGCGGCCUCUGGCCCAGCUCUGCCUGCCUGCUCUUUCUCCCAAACAAACGGAUCAGAGGAAUAAACGCUCAUAAAUACCUCUGGGCUUAGAUAAGAGCGAUGAGGCGCUAUUUCCUUUCAUGCUGGACUACAGGCGCCCAGGCCCUGCCUUUGCGGCUCCAUCUCGAGACCACAGGCAACCUGCAGAGGUGAGGUUAAUUUGGGGCUGUGACUCGAAGGAUAAGGUGAUUAUUUGCCUGCUUCUAUCACAGGGGAAUCUUACUUUGUGCAGACUCCACAGGGGAGCCCACACAGUCCCCGGAUGGAGGCACUGAGGCCGGGGAGGGGCAGGGAGGUCUGAAGCCCAAGGCCCAGCCUCAGUGGCAGGGAGCGGGGAGGCACACACAGGCGCUGCCCCACCCUGCUCACCUUGCCCAAACACUCCUCACGCUCCUGUGGGAAUGGGCCCAAUCACAGCUAGAUUUGGAGCACUUAUGAUUCCCCAUGAUUAGGAGGCUUGAGUUCACUUUUCUUAAAUCUUGAUGAAACAACUAUAGGGUCUGGCUAGGAAGGGAUCUCCCCUUGGCCAGGAAGGUGCAGCCCAGACAUUACCCUGAGUUCAGGAAGCCUUGUAGGCCACUGUGCAACCAACCAAGUUCCCAGCCUUAGUCACCAGCCCCAGCCCCUACCACUUUCCCGUGCGUCUUUUACCAUCUGUAGUGGACAGAGCUGGCCCACAAAAAGCAGCCCAAUGGGCAAGGCAGAGAGGAGGCUCAGCCUGUCCCCUUCAUCAAAUUUACCCCCACACCCAGGCCCAUUCCCAGCUCAGGUCUCAGGGUUGUCACUCUUUGCCCUCUGGCCUCCACACGCCCAAAGAAUGUCGGGAACACAUCGCGGCUUAGUCUUCCAACCUGGCUUCAGCGUUCAUUUUCUUUAGAUGAGAGAGCCGGAGACGCACACUGUCUCACACUCAAGCUUGUGAGGCAGCAAAGCUGGUGAUACAAGAAAGGGGUGGGGGUGGGAGGGGACUGUCCAGAUGCUGAGAGACACAGAGUGGUGAGCAUCUGGAGAGGAGAUUCGGGCUGAUCAUUGUGAGCUGCCUGCUGAGUCCCCAGGAGGACCCCAACACCCCUCCCUCAUAAAACUAAACCCAAAUCGAGUCUCAGGAAAUAAUGAAUUAAAAAAAAAAAAACCACGCCAGCUUCUGGAGAGACUUAGAAAAGGUGUGAAGUCCCUUCUCUUCCUGCUGUUUCUGAUCACCUCACGUUUCAGGACCCCAAAUUGAAGGAAGGCCAAUUUCUUUCCUGUACCCACUUACUGAGACAACCUUAAUUCCUAAGAAUCUGUAGCUCAGGAUAUUCUUCUGUCCUUGUGGGUAGGAAGUGAGGGUGAAGGUUUCAGGCAGGACAGGGACCAGACACACCUAGGCCAGGGGAAUACCCCUCACGCCUUCUGUCCUUGUCCCCAAGUGAGGAGAGGGGUGGUCCCUUUUCCUAGUGCCCCUCCCCGUGCCCAGAGCAAGCGGUGCGCACUAGAACCAGGUCACGAGAACCAGGUGAGAGGUCUCGGGCAGCAGCAUCCAUGGCCACCCAGCAGCUCCCAGCCUAGCUGCAGAGCCGGAGGAAGAAGCGUGGGCUCAGGCACUCCUCCUCCCAGCCUCCCAUGUCCUCUGGGCAGCAGGCUGUGGCCUUAGUCUCAGGCCACGAGAGUCGUGGAGAAGCAGGAAUAAUAAUCCGGGACUUGGAGGUGGCUGAGGAGACCUAAGAAAUGGGGGGAAAUGGUUUUCCAAACCUGGGAAGGAAGCAGUUUCUCCUUCGCCUCUCUCCUUCCUCCGAAAAUAGUGCUAGUUAGCAGAGAACUCGUCUCCGCUUCAGCCAACACAAAACCCUAGAAAUAAUCCUUCUCCUUUGGUUCUCCCCUAAGAUUCAAGAGAUUCAGGGAUGGUUGCCCACCCUUCCUUUCAGGGAAUGGGGCUCAAGCAACGCAGGGGUUAACUUUUCUGAAAACACAAUUAACUUUUUCCUAUCCUGCGUGGAAAAGGAGGGAUAUAUUUAUUUAAUCACUGGGGGGAUGGGGUGGUGUCGAUUCAAAGCUCCCUCCUCCCUCCAAGGCACAGACGCCUUUUUCGCAGAUCCUACGUAGGUGGAACAGGACGGGUCGUGUUGUUGGUUGGGGGGGGGGAGGAAGAGAAAGGAGAAGAAGGAGGGGGAAAAAAGGUUGAUAGGUUUGUGCGCGGGUCCCUCGUGCGGGCUGCGCUCCUCCUGGGUGCUAUUUGACAAUUCCUGCCUCUGCCAUUGGUCAGUGUUGGAUCAGAUGGUUGUAUUUCCUUCUGGCCCUCACUGGCACCUCGCCAUCCCCCCUCAGCUAAAACCCAAUCUCAGAUAUACUACUAAUAGGCGCGGCGCUCGGACUAUAAAACACAACAAAUCAUAAACCCGGCGGAGCAGCAGCGGCCGUGCGCGCCUCCCUCCCAAUGAGUUCCUAUUUCGUGAACUCCACCUUCCCCGUCACUCUGGCCAGCGGGCAGGAGUCCUUCCUGGGCCAGCUACCGCUCUACUCCUCCGGCUAUGCGGACCCGCUGAGACACUACCCCGCGCCCUAUGGGCCCGGGCCCGGACAGGACAAGGGCUUUGCCGCCUCCUCCUAUUACCCGCCAGCGGGCGGCGGCUACGGCCGAGCGGCGCCCUGCGACUACGGCCCGGCACCGGCCUUCUACCGCGAGAAGGAGUCGGCCUGCGCGCUCUCGGGCGCCGACGAGCCGCCCCCCUUCCACCCCGAGCCACGGAAGUCCGACUGUGCGCAGGAAAAGAGCGUGUUUGGCGAGCCGGAGGAGCAGAAGUGCUCCACGCCCGUCUACCCGUGGAUGCAGCGGAUGAAUUCAUGCAACAGUUCCUCCUUUGGGCCCAGCGGCCGACGCGGCCGCCAGACCUACACGCGGUACCAGACCCUGGAGCUGGAGAAGGAGUUUCACUACAACCGCUACCUGACGCGGCGGCGGCGCAUCGAGAUCGCGCACGCCCUGUGCCUGACCGAGCGCCAGAUCAAGAUCUGGUUCCAGAACCGCCGCAUGAAGUGGAAAAAGGAGAGCAAACUGCUCAGCGCAUCUCAGCUCAGUGCAGAGGAGGAGGAAGAAAAACCAGCGGAGUGAAGGCGCUGGAAAGGGAGGGGGGGACGCGAAGGGAGAGAGGCCCGUGGGGAGCCGAGGGCCUCGAGGAGCUGGGGGAGGCUCUGCGGGCGGGCGGGGGAGCCCGGGGGCCGCUCUUCCGCGCCAGACAGGCGGGGCCCGGCGCUCUCCUGAACGCCCCCAGACGCAGAGCUCUGGAGGGGCGCCGGAAGGCCGCGCUGCCCGAGGCCACCGGCACUCCUCGCGCCCCCUCCGUCCCCGCGGAACCCGCCUCGGCCGGGUCAGGCUCCCCCGCGUGAGAACUAAGGACUGGACUCACUUGAUGUUUCCUGGAAGCAGAGCAAAACACUCUUGUCCGUGUCGCGUCUCAUUUCGUCCAUGUCCCCCGUGCACGGUUCAAUGGUAGCUUCAUAGUCCCCUCAGCGGGGGCCUCAAAGACUCCCUGACCCCAGACCUCUCUCCCACCCCCUCCUGAAAGCCACUGGAAGGAGCACAUACUACCUAGAAGUAAGAAGAGGAGCCUGAGAAGAAAACAAAGUUCUAUUUUAUUAAUUUUCUAUGUGUUGUGUUUGUAGUCUUCUUGUCUUAGCUCUGGACGUGAAAUACUUCGGUAAUAAUAUUAAUAUUAUUAAUGAUGAUGAUGAUGAUGAUAAUAAAGAUGUAAAAACUCGCCGCGCUGUCACCUCUGCUCCUCCCUACCACUCCCCGCCCCCGGCACCACCCCGCGGUCUCUGCGCCGGAAACUCCGCAGCGCAGCCUGCAGCCGGCGGGCCCCAGCCGGCACGACUUGACCUCGGAAGUUACAGGCGAGAUAAAGGCUGGCGCGGUCCCUCCUGGUCUCGAGAGCUGCGCCUC